AUGAGUGAAAGUUACUCUCCGGAUCCUGGAGUUCAGCCUGUGUCCGGCUCUCUACUUUCAACUGUUUUCCUUUCAGAAAGAGAUCUGGGUUUGAGAAUCCCUAUAAAUUAUGUCACAUCCCCGGGAGUUUCUUUACAGGCUGCUUGCUUUCCUCGGCUAAGGUAUGAGGAUGACAGCUCUGGAGACUGUCUUUCGAAUCUACUUGCCGUUGGCUUCCGAAGGUUUGAACUCGAUUUGUACUGGGAUUCGGGGAGAAAUGUCUGGUCAUUCUGUCCUGUUGCCAUACCGGAUUCUAUACCAAACGCUACUGCUCAUUCAAAAGAUGCAUUGAGUGCAACUUUAACAUCUACAUCGCUCGCAGCCGCUUCUUCUAGGUCCAUGCUAGAGGCAAGACAAGCUACAGGCUCUGAAUUUUCCUCUACGUCUGAGACAUCGGGUUCGUCAAGUGUACUUAUAGGAUCCGAACUACCUAGGAUCUCUGGGACCGUUUCAAAUGCAUCUCCAACCUCCCUUGGGAAUGCUUCUCCUACCGUUGUUGUUCUCCCGGAUAGCUCCAAUAAUCCAUUGAUAUCUAUCGGGCCUUACGUCUGUACAACGACUAUCAAUCUGUCUACCUUUACGAGUCAGAUUCUGAGCUUUAUUGAGCAAACUGAGAACACCUUGGACGCUACCCUUCUUUAUGUAACUUUAAAUAUACACGCCGCUGCUUCCGACAAAUCUCCGCUCUCGAGUCCUUCGGCCCCAACAGACCUCCCAGGAGCUUCGAAUACCCUUAGUAGUCUUUUCUAUGGAAACCUCUCUAACUACGUCUACACGCCAAACAAUCUCGCUUCUGAUCGAGCAAACCUGAAUAAUUCAUGGUACACUGUCCAGACGAUGUAUAGACCCAUAGAAGACUACUACACUGUUAGAAAAAACCAAUACGGUAUUGACACAACUGAGGAUGGUUGGCCGGCAACGAGCUAUGUUGAGUUCUCGAAAAGCAAACGACUAUUGUUGGGAUGGGGGCGAGUGGACCCACAAAUGGAUGGAUACGACUUCAAUGCAGACGCAGGAACCAUUUUUCCCAAUGGCUACAUACAGGACAUUCAAACAGACGUGGUAGCAGAUAUCUCAGGGGAUUUAACCAGCGGUUGCUUCAUGCAAGACAACACUGACGAACUGAGCAAAAUCAAUUCAUCCUGGGCCAUCGACACAUUCAACUACCCAACCACACUAUCAGCAAACAUAACUUCUCUCCUUAACCUCACUACCAACUCUGUAAAAUGCGGCAUCUCCCCCUUCCUAAACGUAACCCUCCUAAAUGCCACAGCCCACGAUAAUCCCAUCCCCUACCAAAACUUCACCUACAGCACGAUCUGGUCCUGGGCCGCUAACGAACCACGAAAUUACACCUCCUCCGACGCAAGCACCGAAUCCCUCUUCCGCUGUGCAACCGCCAAAAUCGACCUCGCAGGCCGCUGGAUCGCAGCCGACUGUUCGCAAAAAUACUACGCCGCAUGUCGUGCAAGCGGCCAGCCUUACAAUUGGACUAUAACCACUUACUCGACCUCGUAUUCCUUCGCCGUAGACGCCUGCCCAGAUGGUUACCAGUUCUCAGCGCCGAGAACGGCGCUGGAGAAUAGUUAUCUGAGCAAGGCGUUGAGGGAUAAUCACAGGGAUUACGAUGGCCAUGGUGCUUGGGUUGACUUUAAUAGUUUGGAUUAUAAGAGUUGUUGGGUUGAGGGUGGGCCGAAUGCUACUUGUCCUUAUAGUGAUAGUUUGCGUCAGCAGGAUGAUUUGCACGAGAGGAUUAUUUUGGUUCCUGCCAUAGCAGCUACGAUUGCUUUGAUCGUCACGGCUCUCACCAUCUUCGUCAAAGUAGUAGGGGGUAGCAGAGGGAGGAGGCGGUCGAGGCGGAGGGGUGGUAAUGGGUUUGUGUACGAAGGCGUGCCUUCCUGA
Molecule: messenger RNA, 1941 nt
Organism: Lachnellula hyalina
Lineage: Eukaryota; Fungi; Ascomycota; Leotiomycetes; Helotiales; Lachnaceae
Gene: MTC6
Product: Maintenance of telomere capping protein
Exons: 3
Coding region: 1-1941 (646 amino acids)
Source: RefSeq, a predicted model, not a curated record